AACAACUACGUCAAACAUAAAUGUUUAACGUCCUCCGUCAUAACAAAGAGAAAAAUCACACUGAUUGGACGUAAUUUACGCUGGUGCGAAAUUAUCUUUUGCUCCCAUAGACUGCUAAUACUGUGAUUUUAGUUUUAAUAGUAAAACCAUGCUCGGAAAGUGCCUUUUAGUUGCUUUGCUAGUUAAUUUUAGUGUUAUUAGUGCGUAUACACCAGUAGUGAUAGUUCACGGUAUAUUAACCGGAGCGGAUAGUAUGCUGGUGAUCGUAGAGAAAAUUGAACGGCAUCACCCGGGAACGAAAGUGUACAACACGGAUAGAUUCGCAGGUUGGUCCAGUCUGGAGAAUGCAUGGCACCAAGUAUUCGAGUUCAAUGCUGACCUUCAAGAUAUUUGCCGCGAUAAUCCGGAAGGAGUUAUUCUUCUCGGUUAUUCGCAGGGUGGGCUUUUUGCCCGAGCUGUCUUGCAGAUCAAUCCCAAGCAUUGUGUGAAGAAGUUCAUUUCACUUAGCUCUCCCCAAGCCGGCCAAUUUGGUACUGAUUUUCUGCAUUUAAUCUUCCCCUCGCUGGUAGCGAAAACUGCGUACCAAUUAUUUUACACGUACGUAGGUCAGCAUACCUCAGUAGGAAAUUACUGGAACGAUCCACACCACCAGGAUCUAUUUGAGCAGUUCAGUAUUUUUCUUCCCUACAUCAACAAUGAUUUACCUUCGACAAACUCAAGCCAGUUUCGUGAUUCAAUGUUAAAGCUUGAACAGCUAAUAUUAAUUGGUGGACCAGAUGACGGAGUCAUUACACCAUGGGAAUCUAGUCAUUUCGGAUACUUCAACGGCACCGGCGACGUGAUACCUUGCAAGCAGAGGGAUAUUUACUUACAGGAUCGAAUUGGUCUGAAAACACUAGAUGAAGGUGGACGGCUAAAAUUGAUAACGAUGCCAGGGGUGCGUCAUUUCGACUGGCAUUUAAAGCCGGAAGUGAUAGACAAAGUUAUUCUUCCCUACCUGGAUUAAGUGAUAGAACCAAAGCCACUGACAAGAAGCGUGAAUUGUUUUUCAUGACGCAACUAUUGUCCAUUUUUUUUGUGUUUUAGUGCACAGUUUUAUGCAUCACGCUAGGAUCCACUAAACAGAAACACAGUUUAUUAUUAGACAAAUUAGAGAAUUUAUUCUAGCCAUGAACUUGAAUGUAAUUGGAACGAAUUCGAUUUUUAAGAAGUCUAUUAUGCUGUAAAAAUGGUUUGUAAAUAA
Messenger RNA from Wyeomyia smithii (pitcher-plant mosquito), 1243 nucleotides. It is a transcript of the gene Ppt2, whose product is annotated as lysosomal thioesterase PPT2 homolog. NCBI's taxonomy places the organism in Eukaryota, Metazoa, Arthropoda, Insecta, Diptera, Culicidae. Gene Ontology annotation, cellular component: lysosome. Gene Ontology annotation, molecular function: thiolester hydrolase activity. The record is from RefSeq and is a predicted model, not a curated record. Bases 149 to 1006 code for a protein of 285 amino acids. The transcript is spliced from 3 exons.